UCGUUAUCGUCACAGGAGAGUUUAGAAAGUAAAGAUGCCACAAUGGACUAUUUGGAGACGACAGUCAUGGAUGGCCAGACGCCCGAAUUUAAUGCCACAAUUAGUAAUGAUACGUUAGCCUUAGAUCCAGUACUUAUUGAACGUUUCACACGUAAUCGCAGCAUUGAUGGACCCUGGUUUCAUAUACUGAUACUGUGUUACUGUGUGCUCAUAGUAGUUGGAUCUGUUGGGAAUAUUUUGGUGGUUUUGGCCGUUGUUAGGAAGCCCAUGAUGCGGACAGCACGUAAUUUAUUCAUAUUGAAUUUAGCAAUAUCAGAUUUGCUACUGUGUUUGGUGACAAUGCCCUUAACAUUAAUGGAAAUACUUUCGAAAUAUUGGCCAUUUGGUUCCUGUGCCGUACUGUGUAAAAUGAUUGCAAUGCUACAGGCUUUAAGUAUAUUUGUAUCCACGAUUUCAAUAACAGCCAUUGCAUUCGAUAGAUAUCAGGUCAUUGUUUAUCCAACACGUGACAAUUUACAAACCUGUGGUGCUGUCUCCACUCUUGGUGUCAUUUGGCUAUUGGCACUUCUCUUGGCAUCGCCCUUGUAUAUCAUAAAACGUCUUAUACAUGCUGACAUACCGCCGAUGCUGCAGGAGCUGGGCAUACACGGUGUAUCGUUUUGUAUAGAAGAUUGGCCGUUGAAUCAUGGACGCUUCUAUUACUCGAUUUUCGUGCUGUGCUUUCAAUAUUUAGUGCCGAUAGUGAUUUUAUCAGCUGCCUAUUUGGGCAUCUAUAAUAAAUUAAAGAAUCGCAUUACGGUGGUAACCGUGCAGACGACGUCAUCGCAACGCAGUGCCGAGCGAGGCAGACGUAUGAAGCGCACAAAUUGUUUGCUUAUUAGUAUUGCAGUUAUUUUUGGUGUGUCCUGGUUGCCUUUGAAUAUUUUUAAUUUGUACGCGGACAUGAAACGUCCUGCUGUAACCAACGAUAUGAUGGUGAUGUACGCCUUCUGUCACAUGAUUGGCAUGAGUUCGGCCUGUUCGAAUCCGCUGCUGUAUGGAUGGCUGAAUGAUAAUUUCCGUAAAGAAUUUCAAGAAUUAUUAUGCCGUAAUAAAGAAAACACUAAUAUUGCUCUUAAUGGUCAUACAACAGGAGGUGGUCAAUCGCGACGGAAGCGGAAACACAAUGACAUAUCCAAAGGUGAUCUGAAGCUACUAAGCAGUGUUGGUUUUGGCAACAACGGUGACGCUGGACGACUGGGUAUAUCCAACAACAAUACAACCAACAAUGGUUUACGCAGUGCUGUAACCGAGUCGGUGGCAUUAACCGAAAAUCCCAUGUCAACGGAAGUGACAACAUUGGUGGUGCGGUAAAUUUAUUUAUUUUCAAAUAGAGACUGUCUAGC
Molecule: messenger RNA, 1385 nt
Organism: Calliphora vicina (urban bluebottle blowfly)
Lineage: Eukaryota; Metazoa; Arthropoda; Insecta; Diptera; Calliphoridae
Gene: NPFR
Product: Neuropeptide F receptor
Exons: 3
Coding region: 43-1353 (436 amino acids)
Biological process (GO): G protein-coupled receptor signaling pathway
Cellular component (GO): plasma membrane; neuron projection
Molecular function (GO): neuropeptide binding; neuropeptide Y receptor activity
Source: RefSeq, a predicted model, not a curated record